Molecule: messenger RNA, 852 nt
Organism: Drosophila serrata
Lineage: Eukaryota; Metazoa; Arthropoda; Insecta; Diptera; Drosophilidae
Gene: fan
Product: farinelli
Biological process (GO): endoplasmic reticulum membrane organization
Cellular component (GO): endoplasmic reticulum membrane; plasma membrane
Molecular function (GO): FFAT motif binding
Source: RefSeq, a predicted model, not a curated record
AUCGAGGCAAGCGCUGCUCAGUUCACUUCCGUCAGGGCGAAAAAGCGUACCGAGAAAAAUUACAUUUUGGAAUUAUCUUCUUUAUUUCUGUUUCCAAAGCAUUAUAAUGAGCAGCAACAAGACGCAGGCCAUGCUAACCCUCGAGCCUCGCGAGACCCUCGUCUUUGAAGGCCCUUUUAACCGUUCAGUGUGUAAGAACCUGGUACUUGGGAAUCCCAGCAAGAAGCAGAAAGUGAUUUUUAAGCUAAAGACCACUUCGCCCCGCAUGUUCUUGGUGCGCCCCAAUAUUGGGUUUGUGGGCCCCAACGAGAAGGUUACCGUGGACGUCUUUAUGCAGCCCAUUGCACCAGAUGCCGGCCAGAAGCAACACAAAUUUCUCAUCCAAGCAGCUUUUGUCGCUGACGGCGAUAUCGACACGCAGGAGUUUUGGACGAAGCAGAAACAAAGCGACAUUUGGGAAGCCAAAAUCAAGUGUUUGUUAGUCAAGCGGAAGCAGUUGGACGAGACUGGUAUUAUGCGUCAGGCUGGUGGCGCUACUAACACAUCGAACCCCAAGCCAGACGGAGAGAUCGAGUUCGAUGCUGAGGAAGUUAGUGAGCCAGUAGCACAGCUAAUUAAGCAAGUCAGCAUGCUAGAGGAGGAACGCUCAUUCCUCAAGACUGAGGUUAGUACUUUACGCGACCAGGUCGAAAAGCGUCGUGCCAAGCAUUCGGGAAUGAACUUCUUUUUGUUUGCAUCCUGUAUUUUCACCAUCAUAUCCGCCAUUAUUGGCGCCUAUUAUGGGAAACUGUAUUUGUAAACGAUUUGUGAACUGAAACGAAAAUCCUUUAAUAUAUACAACUUGGCCUAGAA